AUGAAGUUUGGGCGCAGGUCUAUUAUUCCUAAGGUUGUCAGAAGAUACCGUCAUGAAGAUCUCCUCAAGAUCACCGAGUACUUCCGGCCCUGCCUGGCCUAUCUGAUCAAAGCUAAGAUGACGAACAUCCUGGAGAUCCUGGUCAGCAAGAAGAUCCUCACCAAUGAUGAGGCAAAGAUUGUCAAAGUCAAAAAAGGGUCUGAGGGGACAGAGGGUGUGGACUCCUUCAUCGGUGAUGUAAUGAAGAAGGACCGAGUGGUGCUGAUCAGCCUGUGGGAGGCGCUGGCUGAGCAACUUGGGAGACUCCAAUCACCAAACCUCAUAACAUUAAUGGAGGAGGUGACAGAACAGAGAAAGAAGCUCUUAGAGGAGAUUGACACCAGAAAAGAGCCACCUGUCUCUGACCCUCAUGCUAAAGACAUCCAUGAGACACACAGACAGGCUGUAUCUGAAUCCACAAAAACUCUGGAAGCUCAGGCUUCACCUGGAGAUCCACACACCACAGCUGUGGGCUUUGAGACUCGAUACACAGAGUUGGUGGCCAUUAAACAGGACACAAGAAAUCAUAAGGAGACUGAACAUGAACUUAUGAAAACUGGGAAGAUCCAUGAAGAGCUCAUGAAGAAAGGAGCAGCAGAGAAAUGUGAACGAAUCUGGAUUGAGCAGCUGUUUAGAAAAAGGCCUGUAAGUGUAAAUCCAGUUAACAUCAUAGUGGUCAGUGGGAUGGCCGGAAUAGGGAAGACCACCAUGGUACAGAAGAUCAUGUAUGACUGGGCCAGAGGCACUCAGUACCAGAGGUUUGCAUUUGUGUUCCUGUUUAAAUUUAGAGAGCUUAACCUGUUAGACAAUGAGAAUGAGACACAAAUGUCACUGACCAAACUGAUUGAAAGGCACUAUAAAUAUCUCAGUAAUGAUCAACUGAAAGAUGUUCUGAAGAAUCCUGAAACUCUCCUGUUUAUAUUCGAUGGACUGGAGGAAUUCAAACACAAACUGAAAUUCACAGGCAGUCAACUCUGCUCAGACCCAGAUGUUGAGGUGCCUGUCCACAUCCUGGUCACCAGUCUGGUCAGUCGGACAUUACUGAAGGGCUGUUCAGUCCUGAUAACAAGCAGACCAACAGCGCUUGAAGCCAUGGAUAUGGAAAGAGUUGAUCAGUUUGUAGAGAUCCUGGGGUUCUACCCUGAACAAAGGCUGAUGUACUGUAAGAAGUUCUUUGGUGACGCUGCUCUGGCUGCUCAGGCUUUUCAGUAUGUGAAGGAGAACACCAUCCUGUACUCAAUGUGCUUCAUCCCAUCAUACUGUUGGAUGAUCUGCUCUGUGUUGAAGAGCCACUUCAUGACACCUGAAAAAGCCAAAAGUGAACCUUGGCAAGUAAGUCAGUGGCUCUGUGAGACUCAGAAUAAGGAGUUAAUUAGAGACACCAUUGGAGAGGAUUUAAAGAUGGACUUUAGAAGCAUGACUUUAUCUGCUGUGGACUGUGCUGUGCUGGCAACUGUCAUCAGCUGCUGUGGAGAGCUUAAAGAACUUGACCUGUCAUGCACACCUCGGACCACCGAGAGCAUCAAGAUACUGGAGCCGGGGCUCAGCUGCUGCAGUAAAGUCUGGUUGUAUCGAUGUCAUCUCACCUCGGCCUGCUGCUCAGCUCUCUCCUCGGUCCUCUCGUCUCCAAACUCACGGCUGACAUUUCUGAGUCUGAACUUCAACAACAACCUGGGAGAUUCAGGGGCUCAUCAGCUGAGUGAGGGGCUCAGGAGUGACAACUGUAAAUUAACAGAACUGAGGUUGGCCUCUUGUGGUCUCACCUCGGUCUGCUGCUCAGCUCUCUCCUCGGUCCUCUCGUCUCCAAACUCACAGCUGGCUGUACUGCGGCUGAACGACAACAACCUGGGAGAUUCAGGGGCUCGUCAGCUGAGUGAGGGGCUCAGGAGUGACAACUGUAAAUUAGAGACACUGGGGCUGCAGUUUAACGGGAUCAGUAAGAGUGAAGAGAGGAACCUGAGGUCACUACAGGAGGAGCUGAGGAGGUCUGGACGGCAGGUGGAUAUCUACAUAUGAGAAGACCAGCAGUGGUGAUCAGACUGGCCCCCCUGUCAGUGACAGAGCCCCCCGUCCACUCUCCCCUAAAUUCUCCUCAUUUAAUAAACUCUCUGUGUCCCCUCAGCCUGUGUGCUCCUCAUUUAAUGUCACUUUUAUUUUUAACACCUUGAGACCCUCAACUGGUGACAAAACUCAAGCAGACUCGGACCUGCAGACCCCCGAGUUUCACCACUAGAGGCAGUAAAGCAGUGGGGGUCAUCCUGUAAAAACCCCCCAAGGAGGAGCAAAGAGAGGUGGACAGUCCAGCUGUGGGGUGACAGGGGGCCUAAAAGCUGUAGUGACACUGGGGACGAGGCUGGGACAAACCCUGGACAGGACGCUGGUCCAUCACAGGACGCCAUCAGAGCUUGUCUCCAUCGUCACUCUAUGUCAUUUGAACCCGUGUCUGCUCCGUGUCCCCCAAAAUCCUGUCUGCCACCUGCUGAUUGUCCUUUGGUGACACUUUAACUCCCACGAGGCUCCGUUUUGAUUUUCAUUUUCUUUUUUAUUCCAUCGUCUCCACUUCACAGACCCCUCCAGUCGUGUCCUCGUAGUGAGCGGCGGCCUGAACAAGUGAGCCAUUAAAAAGAAAUAAAAGAAAAGACAAGGAGAAGGGUGGGGUCCUGACUUGAUGUGGACAGACGGCCACUGAGGGACCACCACCUGAACUGGACUGAGGGGGCUUAGAAAAUGAAUGGACAGACAGGGGGGAAGAAACUGAACUGGGAAUUAAGAAAGGAACUGGACAAUAAAAUAAGAAUGGGAGUGGGAUGAGGGUCUAAUGGAAACAAGUGGUGGACCCCAGCAUGAGGGUGGGCUCCUAUAGGACAGCUGGGUAAGAUAAAGAGGAACAGGGACAAGAGUGGGAGAGAAGAAAACAAACAGAGAGAUUAACAAGGGGGGCAAGGAGGAGAGAGUUAGAAAGUGAAGGACAGUCAGUGACACGAGGGGGAAUGAGGACAGAUGAGGAGGAGGAGGUCAUCUGUUUAUCACAAAUCACAGCAGGAUUGUCUGUCAGGGGUUUACAGUCGAUGGUCAGGGGGCCGAGAUGAACUGUAGGAGCACAAGUGAGGUCAGAAGGUCCAGAACACACAAGGUCUGUUUGUAUGUCAUGUAGACGAAGAGAAUGAGGUGACCUCCAUGUCUCAAUGUCUUCUGGACAUUCCAAUAAAGGGUUAAGAGAAUUGGUUUGGAUCUGCUGAGUGGAAAAUACGUCAGAGUGUCAUCUGUGUAGCCGUGGAGAGAAAUAUUGAGUUAUUUAAAAAUGGAUACUAAGAGGAACAUCUACAGUGAAAUAAA
Polypterus senegalus (gray bichir) is the source of this 3375-nucleotide messenger RNA. Its product is annotated as NACHT, LRR and PYD domains-containing protein 3-like. Gene Ontology annotation, molecular function: protein binding. NCBI's taxonomy places the organism in Eukaryota, Metazoa, Chordata, Cladistia, Polypteriformes, Polypteridae. Gene Ontology annotation, cellular component: cytoplasm. The transcript is spliced from 8 exons. The coding region runs from base 1 to 2055 and encodes 684 amino acids. The record is from RefSeq and is a predicted model, not a curated record.